CGCUGCUUCAUCGAUAUAAACUAAACAGCUAGUCCAACAUCCAAGGACCUCUUUGAUCAAAUUUGAAUCGACACAAUCACUCCGCCUCUAGCACACAAAAUCGCAUGACACUCUCCCUACAGAAACAAAAAUGAAGGCCUCCAUCGCUCUCCUAGCGGCCACUGCUGCCAGCAGCGCCCUAGCAGCGUCACUGAGUGGCACCGAUCCUGAAAAAAAUGCACGCGAGGUUGUUAUUGGAAACUUUAAGCGCACAGGAGAUUUUGCAGUGAAUACUCAAGCUGAUCCAAGUCUCGAUAUUGGACAAGAUGAUCAAAUAAUCAUUCCGGAUUCAGAACAAGGAAAGGGCAAGGGCAAGGAUGAUGGGAAAGGAAAGGAUGAUGGGAAAGGAAAGGAUGAUGGGAAAGGAAAGGGAAAAGGAAAAGAUGACGGCAAAGGUAAAGAUGAUGGAAAGGGAAAGGGGAAAGGCAAAGAUGACGGAAAAGGCAAGGACGAUGGAAAGGGAAAGGGAAAGGGCAAGGAUGAUGGGAAAGGAAAGGAUGAUGGGAAAGGAAAGGGAAAGGGCAAGGAUGAUGGAAAAGGCAAGGAUGAUGGAAAAGGAAAGGAUGAUGGGAAAGGAAAGGGCAAAGGAAAAGACGAUGGAAAGGGCAAAGGAAAAGACGAUGGAAAGGGCAAAGGAAAAGACGAUGGAAAGGGCAAGGACGACGGCAAAGGAAAGGGCAAGGGCAAGGAUGAUGGAAAAGGUAAAGAUGAUGGCAAAGGAAAGGACGACGGCAAAGGAAAGGGCAAAGGCAAAGAAAGCAGCCCCUAAUAUAAUAUAUGAUUCUAGUAGUUUUCAUCACCUAAACUAUCUAGUCAGUUGUACACAAAUCAGUUCCAUGACACGAAACAUUUUAAUUAAAUGCAUAUGUUCACUCUUGUUCUGGUAUCCUAGCACUGGCUCUACAAAUCUUAUUGUUAGACACUGAGGUAUUGUCCCUCCCAGCAAAAUUAGCUCUUGCAUAUCAAACUAUUAGAAUAGACUUUAACACGAGAAAUAUGUGCCUUAUUAACGCUUUCCACAUAUCAGAGCUUAUGCAUAAAUCAUUCUCCUGGUUUAUGACAGCCUGUUAGGGUAAGGUAUCAUGCCCGUAAUAGUGCUACGUUUACUAUUAUACCAGGUGCAGCACCUUAUAGCAUCGGAUGUUCCGGGACUGUCUCUCUCAACUAGGUAAGUACAUAGCUCAAAGCUUUUUUGUUUAAUUUUUGAUUA
This is a messenger RNA of Trichoderma atroviride IMI 206040, 1249 nucleotides long. RefSeq lists its product as uncharacterized. Lineage: Eukaryota; Fungi; Ascomycota; Sordariomycetes; Hypocreales; Hypocreaceae. The record is from RefSeq and is a predicted model, not a curated record.